AUGACCCUGCUGAGCACAGACACCCCAACUGGCAAUGCCGACUCUGGCUCCGGCCAGUGCGCGGCCGCUCGGGAUUCGGAGCGCCAGCUGCGCCUUCGCCUCUGCGUUCUCAACGAGAUUCUGGGCACCGAGAGGGACUACGUGGGCACCUUGCGCUUUUUGCAGUCGAAUGUGGCUGACUCAGUGGAGAAGGGCCUCACGGAGGAGAACAUCAAGAUCCUGUUCUCGAACAUCGAAGACAUCCUGGAAGUUCAUAAGGAUUUCUUGGCCGCCUUGGAGUAUUGUUUACAUCCAGAGCCACAAUCUCAGCAUGAACUUGGGAACGUUUUCUUAAAAUUCAAGGACAAGUUCUGCGUAUACGAGGAAUAUUGCAGCAACCACGAGAAGGCCCUGCGGCUGCUUGUGGAACUGAACAAAAUCCCCACUGUGCGCGCCUUCCUUUUGAGCUGCAUGCUUCUGGGAGGCCGAAAGACCACGGACAUCCCUCUGGAGGGCUACCUGCUGUCCCCAAUUCAGAGGAUCUGCAAAUACCCACUCCUCCUCAAGGAGCUGGCCAAGAGGACCCCUGGCAAACACCCGGACCACCCUGCGGUCCAGAGCGCCCUGCAGGCCAUGAAGACCGUCUGCUCCAACAUCAACGAGACGAAGCGGCAGAUGGAGAAGCUGGAGGCCCUGGAGCAGUUGCAGUCCCACAUCGAAGGCUGGGAGGGCUCCAACCUCACGGACAUCUGUACCCAGCUCCUCUUGCAAGGGACUUUGUUAAAAAUCUCUGCAGGCAACAUCCAGGAGAGAGCCUUCUUCCUCUUUGACAACCUCCUUGUCUAUUGCAAGCGGAAAUCCAGGGUCACCGGGGGGAAGAAAUCCACCAAGAGGACCAAAUCCAUCAAUGGCUCCCUCUACAUCUUCAGGGGUCGAAUCAACACUGAAGUCAUGGAGGUGGAGAACGUGGAAGAUGGGACAGCGGAUUACCACAGCCAUGGCUACACCGUCACCAAUGGCUGGAAGAUCCACAACACAGCCAAGAACAAGUGGUUUGUCUGCAUGGCCAAGACGGCAGAGGAGAAGCAGAAGUGGCUGGAUGCCAUCAUCCGCGAGCGGGAACAGCGCGAGAGCCUGAAGCUGGGCAUGGAGCGGGAUGCCUACGUCAUGAUUGCAGAGAAGGGGGAGAAGCUUUACCACAUGAUGAUGAACAAGAAGGUGAACCUGAUCAAGGACCGCCGGAGAAAGCUGAGCACCAUCCCCAAGUGCUUCCUUGGCAAUGAGUUUGUUGCGUGGCUCUUGGAAAUUGGUGAAAUCAGCAAGACUGAAGAAGGAGUCAACUUGGGCCAAGCCUUGCUGGAGAAUGGUAUUAUCCACCAUGUCUCUGACAAGCACCAGUUCAAGAACGAGCAGGUGAUGUACCGUUUCCGCUACGACGAUGGCACCUACAAGGCCCGCAGUGAGCUGGAGGACAUCAUGUCCAAGGGCGUGAGGCUUUACUGCCGUCUUCACAGCCUCUACACCCCUGUGAUCAAAGACCGUGAUUACCACCUGAAGACCUACAAGUCGGUGCUGCCUGCGAGCAAGCUGGUGGACUGGCUGCUGGCUCAGGGAGAUUGCCAGACGCGGGAGGAGGCGGUGGCGCUUGGCGUGGGUUUGUGUAACAACAGCUUCAUGCACCAUGUGCUGGAGAAGAGCGAGUUCAAGGAUGAGUCUCAGUACUUCCGCUUCCACGCCGACGAGGAGAUGGAGGGAAUUAGCAGCAAGAACAAGCAGCUCCGCAAUGACUUCAAGCUGGUGGAGAACAUUCUGGGCAAGCGCCUGCUGAUCCUGCCCCAGGAGGAAGACUAUGGCUUCGACAUGGAGGAGAAGAACAAGGCCGUGGUGGUGAAAUCAGUACAGAGGGGCUCGCUGGCUGAGCUGGCCGGCCUGCAGGUGGGGCGGAGGAUCUACUCCAUCAACGAGGACCUGGUGUUCCUGCGCCCUUUCGCCGAGGUGGAGUCCAUCCUCAACCAGUCCUUCUGCUCCCGCCGCCCCCUGCGCCUCCUGGUGGCCACCAAGGCCAAAGAGAUCGUCAAAGUCCCCGACCAUCCAGAGGCUCUGUGCUUCCAGAUCCGUGGAGCUGCCCCGCCAUAUGUCUACGCUGUGGGGAGAGGCUCAGAGGCUGCGGCCGCAGGGCUCUGUGCUGGCCAGUGUAUCUUGAAGGUCAACGGCAACAACGUGAUGAAUGAUGGUGCCCCAGAAGUCCUGGAGCACUUCCAGGCAUUCCGGAACCGCCGAGAGGAGGCCCUGGGCCUGUACCAGUGGGUCUACCACACCCACGAGGAUGCCCAGGAGGCCCGAGCCAGCCAGGAGGCGCCCGGCGAGGACCCCAGUGGUGAGGGGACUCGGGAGGAAGACCAGCCUGACUCAGCCUUCCCCCUGCUGUCCCUGGGUCCUCAGCUGAGCCUGCAUGAGGACAGCCCUGUGGUCAGCCUAACUGUGGACAACGUGCACCUGGAACACGGCGUGGUGUACGAGUACGUGAGCACAGCAGGUGUCAAGUGUCACGUGCUGGAGAAGAUCGUGGAGCCCCGCGGCUGCUUCGGCCUCACAGCCAAGAUCCUCGAGGCCUUUGCUGCCGAUGACGGUGUCUUCGUGCAGAAUUGUGGGCGGCUCAUGGCGCUGAACAACAACAUCAAGACCAUGUCCCAUUAUGAAUUUCGUAAUAUCUGCGACACCAAGCUGGAGAGCAUCAGCCAGAGGAUUGUCUGCUACCAGGAGUUUGCAGCCCAGUUGAAGAGCAGGGUCAGCCCACCCUUCAAACAAGCACCCCUGGAACCCCAUCCACUGUGCGGCCUGGACUUCUGCCCCACCAACUGCCACAUCAACCUCAUGGAAGUGUCCUACCCCAAGACCACUCCCUCGGUUGGCAGGUCCUUCAGUAUUCGCUUCGGUCGUAAACCCUCCCUCAUCGGCCUCGACCCAGAGCAAGGCCACCUGAACCCUAUGUCCUACACCCAGCACUCCAUCACCACCAUGGCUGCCCCAUCCUGGAAGUGCCUGCCUGCUAUGGAUGGGGACCUCCAAUGCCAGGGUCUCCAUGACAGCAGCUUUGGGUCAGCCAAUGGGGCUCUGGGACUGGAGGACCGGGGCCUGAGCUUCCUCCUCAAGCAAGAGGACCGUGAGAUCCAGGAUGCCUACCUGCAGCUCUUUACCAAACUGGACGUGGCCCUGAAGGAGAUGAAGCAGUAUGUCACUCAGAUCAACAGGCUGCUGUCCACCAUCACGGAGCCCACCUCAGGUGGGUCCUGCGAUCCACCCUUAUCUGAGGAGGCCUCGUCCUCCCCACUGGUCAGUGAAGAGAGCGAGAUGGACAGGACCGACCAUGGGGGCAUCAAGAAAGUGUGCUUCAAGGUGUCUGAGGAGGAUCAGGAAGACUCGGGUCAUGACACCAUGAGCUACCGUGACUCCUACAGUGAGUGUAACAGUAAUCGGGACUCCGUCCUGUCCUGCACCAGCAUGAGAAGUAACAGCUCCUACCUGGGCAGUGACGAGAUGGGGUCUGGAGAUGAGCUGCCCUGUGACAUGCGGAUCCCAUCAGACAAGCAGGACAAGCUGCACGGGUGCCUGGAACAUCUCUUUAACCAGGUGGACUCCAUCCACACGCUCCUCAAGGGUCCGGUCAUGAGCAGGGCUUUCGAAGAGACCAGGCAUUUCCCCAUGGACCACAGCUUGCAAGAGUUCAAACAGAAAGAAGAGUGUACAAUGCGUGGCCGGAGCUUGAUCCAGAUCAGCAUUCAGGAGGACCCCUGGAACCUCCCCAACUCCAUCAAGACCCUGGUGGACAACAUUCAGAGAUACGUGGAAGAUGGGAAGAACCAGCUGCUCCUGGCCUUGCUGAAAUGCACAGAAGACACCACCCUGGGCCUAGAAAGGCAGCUGGGAAGGCCCAGCCUCACCUUCUCCUUCUCAGAUGAGGACCCCGGGGUCCAGUGCAUCAGUUCACCAGUCACCAUGAUGCGCCAGAAGGAGGAACGGAUCAUGCUGGAGGACAUCUGGGUGACCCUGUCGGAACUGGACAAUGUCACCUUCUCUUUUAAGCAGCUGGACGAGAACUAUGUGGCCAACACCAACGUCUUCUACCACAUCGAGGGCAGCCGGCAGGCGCUGAAGGUCGUCUUCUACCUCGACGGCUACCACUUCUCGAAGCUGCCAUCCCGCCUGGAGAGUGGGGCCAGCCUGAGGCUGCACACCGUGCUCUUCACAAAAUCUCUGGAGAACGCCGAGGGGCCGCCUCCCCCGGGCGGCCAGGCUGCGGAAGACUUGCAGCAGGAGAUCAAUGCCCAGUCCCUGGAGAAGAUUCAGCAGUAUUACCGCAAACUCAGGGCAUUUUACCUGGAACGGUCUAACCUGCCCACGGAUGCCAGCACCACGGUGGUGAAGAUAGACCAGCUGAUCCGCCCCAUCAAUGCCCUGGAUGAGCUCUGCCGCCUCAUGAAGUCCUCCGUCCACCCCAAGCCUGGUGCUGCUGGCAGCUUGGGCGCUGGCCUCAUCCCCAUCUCCUCCGAGCUCUGCUACCGCCUGGGGGCUUGCCAGAUCGCCAUGUGCGGCACGGGCAUGCAGAGGAGCACCCUGAGUGUCUCCCUAGAGCAGGCAGCCAUCCUGGCUCGAAGCCACGGGCUGCUGCCCAAGUGCAUCAUGCAGGCCACGGACAUCAUGCGGAAGCAGGGCCCCAGGGUGGAGAUUCUGGCCAAAAAUCUGCGGGUCAAGGAUCAGAUGCCCCAGGGUGCACCGCGGCUCUACCGCCUCUGCCAGCCGCCGGUGGACGGAGACCUCUGAGCGCCGAGACGCACGGUGCUUGGCCGCGUCCUCUGGACCUGGGAUUUGAGAAGACACACGGGCCCACGCUGGCCUUCUCCAGAGCUGGCCCAAGGCCCCCGUCCGCUCUGGGGUCUGCCUAGCCCUCUCCAUCACCUCUUAGAAGGACAAGCAGUGUCCCCUCUCUCAGAAGAGCUGGCCAAUCGGCCAGGGGCCGGCACAUUCUCCACACUUGUGCCAAAAGUCCAAGAGGUGCUGGGAACCCACAGAGCUGAUGGGUACAGCCAAGGCCGGGGCUCCUGCCCGCGAAUCCCCAGGACACCGCGGAGAAGUCAUGGGCGCUGCAGCUGGAGGCCCGCAGACUCGGCUCCCUCGGGAUGGCUCAACCUGCACUUUUGAAACCGCUGGUUUCCCUGUAAGUCCACAUUCCAGGUGACACACACGUCUCCUCCUCCUCCUCCUCACCUUCACUUCCAGAUCCCCCCCAACUGUGUACUAACCUGCUGGGUGGACUCGGACAAGCCGGGCCUUUGCCAGGAGACACAGAGGGACAGGGCACAUCACCUGUCACCAAGAGGACACCUGACGGCCACACCAGCUUCUGGCAGCACCGCCAUUGGAACUUGAGCCAUCAGGCCUGGCACGAGAUUUGCUUUGACUUUAUUUAUAUGGCGCGAAAUCGCUAUAGUUUAUUUUGGAGUUUUACGUUGUCGGUGGUGUUGUCAAGACUUUUUUUUUUCCAGGUUUUGUGAUUAUAUAUUUGACAUUUUAAAUUUCAAAGAAAGGUAUAUUGUCUAACAGGGGACCAACAUAAGGUAGUAUUGACAGCUUUUCCCAGUGCUACUAAAAGGAAAAAAAAACUAAAUUAUUGAAAAUUCGAAAAAAAUCAGUAUUUCAUCUUUUUUAAUAUUAGGGUCAUAAGGUAUCACUCACGGCUAUGGACUGUGAUUCCUCCUCUCCCCACCCCCAACUCUCCAGCAGUCGGUCAAGUAUUAGAUUGAAUUACUUUGCUCUCUUUGAAUGACUGGCUACAGGGGUUUGAGAGGUGUCUAGGCUGGCUCUGGGCACUGGAGGGAGUUGAACCACUCACCUGAGAUGCUGUUCCACACAGGUGUGUCCUACAAGUAGGAAGGCCACUGGGAAACGUUGGGUGGUGGCUUCUGUAAUUUAUUUUUUUGACGUUAGUUCAGAGCAGGGUGUUUGGGACUUCUCAGCCGGCCAGAGAGAGGAAGCCAACCUGGCCACUUUUGGGCACGAGGACCCGCCCAGGGACCGCCUCAGCAGUUUGUCCCCUCCAGCUCCUGCACCCCAGCAGAUUGGUGUGGGUUUCUCACUGCCCCGGAGGUUUGAAGCCCCACCUGGGGCCCCCAGGGGCCACCUUCCUGAGCACUAGACUGCAAGAGGCAGGCUUAUUGCUGGACACUGGCGACGCAGACACAAACGAGGACCUGCGUUAGCCCUGUGGGGGGAGGGGACAGAGAGGGGCCCCGGAAGGCAGGGGCCUCGUGCACUGGUUUACUUUAAAAUGUACAGAUUCUUCUCCUUAAAUUCAUGAUAGAUUUUUUUAUUGUUAUU
Pteropus alecto (black flying fox) is the source of this 6354-nucleotide messenger RNA. It is a transcript of the gene PREX1, whose product is annotated as phosphatidylinositol-3,4,5-trisphosphate dependent Rac exchange factor 1. Gene Ontology annotation, molecular function: protein binding; guanyl-nucleotide exchange factor activity. Lineage: Eukaryota; Metazoa; Chordata; Mammalia; Chiroptera; Pteropodidae. The coding region runs from base 1 to 4800 and encodes 1599 amino acids. The transcript is spliced from 41 exons. The record is from RefSeq and is a predicted model, not a curated record. Gene Ontology annotation, biological process: intracellular signal transduction.